Messenger RNA from Labeo rohita (rohu), 2324 nucleotides. RefSeq names its product H-2 class II histocompatibility antigen, A-U alpha chain-like. The record is from RefSeq and is a predicted model, not a curated record. The transcript has 4 exons. The coding region runs from base 73 to 810 and encodes 245 amino acids. Gene Ontology annotation, biological process: immune response; antigen processing and presentation of exogenous peptide antigen via MHC class II; peptide antigen assembly with MHC class II protein complex. Gene Ontology annotation, molecular function: MHC class II protein complex binding. NCBI's taxonomy places the organism in Eukaryota, Metazoa, Chordata, Actinopteri, Cypriniformes, Cyprinidae. Gene Ontology annotation, cellular component: MHC class II protein complex; membrane.
GUGUGGGUCAAACUCUGAGUGGAUGAUACAAAAGCUAACUUGCCUUUUUCAUGUCUGUUAAGUAUUUCACUGAUGUUUAUUCAACGCUUAUCAAUCAAGAUGGAGCUGUACAUAACAAUUCUUACUUUAACCACUGUUCUCUCAACUGAUGCUGAAAUUUUACAUGAAUAUUUUGGAAUUCAUGGAUGCUCUGAGACAGAUGGAGAGGAUAUGCAUGGACUUGAUGGAGAAGAGAUGUGGCAUGCUGACUAUAAUCAGAAGAGAGGAGUAGUAACAUUGCCUGAUUUUGCAAUUCCUAUGGAAUUUCCUCAUUUUUAUGAAAAAAGUGUUAUUGAAAUGAAAGGAUGCAAAAAUGAUAUACCCUUUUUGACUAAAAUUUUCAAGAGCCCACCACCAGAAAUGGAUGCACCAAAGACAUCCAUCUAUCCAAAGGAUGAUGUAGAGCUGGGUGUUCAGAACACCCUCAUCUGUCAUGUGACUGACUUCUAUCCUCCAUCUCUCAGCAUCUCUUGGACUAAGAAUAAUGUUAAUGUGACAGAGGGCAUGAACUUAAGCCAAUACCGACCAAGAGCAGAGGGUACCUUCAACAUCUUUUCCACUCUUAGCUUUACACCAGCUGAAGGAGACAUUUACAGCUGCACAGUGAACCACAUAGCCCUCCAGGGUCAACCUCAGACCAAAAUAUGGGAUGUGGAUGUUGCUCUCCCAAGUGUUGGUCCAGCUGUGUUUUGUGGAGUGGGUCUGACACUUGGACUGCUGGGAGUCGCUGCUGGAACUUUCUUCCUCGUUAAAGGAAACAACUACAACUGACUAUCGUCCACCCAGAAAUAAUACAAAUUACAAAUUUGCUUAAUGAGUUCACUGUAUUUUUAACUUCACUGUGUUCAGCAUCUUACAAUGUUAUAUUGGGUGAUUUUAAUAUACACGCAAUGUCAAUAACACUGUCACCAGGGAUUUAUAUCAAGCCUUUACAGUUUUGAAAUAUAACAAACUGUUAAUUUUCCUACUCACUUUAAAGGCCACAUUCUAGAUCUCAUUUGUUGCUCUGGUGUAACAUGUUGGUGGCUGUAACAAUUACUAUUCAACUAUAAUUAGGUCAAAUGAAAGGAACAUGAAAUAUUCAUCAACAAAUAACUAUUCUAAAUAAUAUGGCACGUGAUUUGCUGCAUCUGCCAUCCCAUGAUCGUUUCUUUCCUUAAUUUAUAGUUUUGAACUUCUGACUGUUUAUGAAAUAUUAGGUCUUAUUCCACAAUCAAAGUCUUCCACCUGUCAGUUAGACCCACCUCCUACUCUCUUGGUCAAAGCCUGUUUUUCUUCUCUAUCUGGUAACAAAUCAGGCACUGACCCUAAUAAUUUUCUCAAUUUUCAAUAUUCCAAUCCACCACUUUUUUUCAAAAAUAUUGUAAAAGAUUGUUGUAUUUCAGGUUCAUGCUCACCUUUAAAAAAAACAACCUGUCUGAAAAAUUUCAGUCUGGUUUUCAUCCAAUGCAUAUUACAGAGACUGCCAUGGUGAAAGUUAACAGUUUGCUUAUAGCAGCUGCUAACCAUACUUAUUCUACUUGAUCUGAGUUCUUUUUUAAGUUUAAGUCUCAUCAAGUUCUUUUAAAUAGACUAAUCAGGGGUAGACAACUUCGAUCUUAGAGAGCCUCUGUACUGCAGAGUUUAGUUCUAACCCUAUCAAAUAAACCUGAACAAGCUAAUCAAUGUCUUCAGGAUUUCUAAGGCUAUAAGCUGCUGAGGUUUUUUUCAGGGUUGGAGCAGGACAGCAGAUCUCUAGGACCAAAGUUGCCACCUCUGGACUAGUCUAUCACUGGUGUUACCCUCACCUGGUUUAGAUUUUAUUUCUCUGGGUGCACUCAAUUUGUCCAACUUAAAAAUGUCAGAUCAUACUCUUCAUCUCUUACCAUGGUGUUCCUUAAGGCUGUGUCUUUGUCACGUCAUCGUCACGAUUCCAAAGCCAGAACACACGUGAACCGUGACCUGACUGCUGAUCACAUGCACCUGUGCACCCAAUCACCCACAGUAUAAAUACUUACCUGUUUGUGUUACUCACCUGCUGGUAUCAAACUAACCUGGGUCCUUUUGUCAGUGGAUGUAAGCUACUCCGUCAGUGUUCCUUCUUCACGAGGUACUUCAGUAGGAUUCGGACUUAAACGGCUCUGUGGAGGAAGGAGAUUUAACGACAUUUAAAGGGAAGUGUCUGAGUGUUUCUUUUGGAAUGAUUUGUUUACAUAUUGAAUACUUACCUGAGUUUACCGGCAUUGUUGUGAAUCACCUGCAAAAAGAAACUGAACUACUUACCUGUUUACACCGUGUCGCAUCAC